GGAAACAAAUUCCUGGACUUCACAAUUUUUUACAGCUGGAUUUACGUCAUUCCAUAAAAUCAGUCGGAUCAAGAACUGAAAACAUUGAAAAGUGAAAUCCACGGAGAAGACAGGGAAUAAGGAACCAAACGCCUUGCAGUUGCAGCCGCCAGCAGCGAUGUUGGUGCCACCAUGGGUGGAGAGUUUCUUGUCUACUCGGUUCUACAGCAACUGCACUAAGCAUCCCGACGCCGCACACAAGGACUGCAACAUGUUCUGCAUCGACUGCAGAAGCGACGCCUUUUGCAGCCACUGCCGAAUCUCACUACACUCGGGUCAUGCCGUAAUUCAAAUACGACGAUCGUCAUAUCAUAAUGCUGUGAAGGUGAUGGAAGUUGAGAAGCUUUUGGAUGUAAGUGGGGUUCAGUCGUACGUGGUCAACAAGUGUAAAGUAGUAUAUCUGGACCGGAAGGCACAGGUGAAGCCUAGUAAUGGUAAUGCCUCUCAUGCAUGUGAAGUCUGUCGUCGAGGUCUCUUGACCAACUUCCGUUUCUGUUCACUAAGAUGCAAGGUAGCGGGCAUAAUGGAGAAUGGGAAUGCAGGUUUGGUGAACGCCUGCAACAAGAGUGAAGAAGAGGGAAGUAAAGGAGAAGGAGAAAAGAGAUCGUCGCUAAAAAUAAAGUUCAGAGUAAGGGCGCCCCCACCGGCCAAACUCCCACCUUCUAAUUCUAGAAAAAGGAAGGGCAUUCCCCACAGGGCGCCGCUUUCAGGUCACCUGAUUGGAGUUGUAUAG
This is a messenger RNA of Vitis riparia (riverbank grape), 772 nucleotides long. RefSeq lists its product as uncharacterized. The transcript is spliced from 4 exons. NCBI's taxonomy places the organism in Eukaryota, Viridiplantae, Streptophyta, Magnoliopsida, Vitales, Vitaceae. The record is from RefSeq and is a predicted model, not a curated record. The coding region runs from base 158 to 772 and encodes 204 amino acids.